AAAAAACUGCCAAAUUGCUGAAAUCAAACAAAUAUUUCCCACAUAAGAAAACCUUUCGAAUGAAAAUUAUAAAAGACAUUACAAUAGGCUACAAUGUCUGACGGGAAACAAGACGCAAUGGCUAACGACGAGUCCUUCUCAUACUCGCCGGAGGUUGUGGAGAGCUACACCGAAAAGGAGACCGAAGAGGCAAUGCAGUUUAUCAAAGACAACGAUCUGCCCAUGUCAGAUCUUCAUUAUGCUCUCAAAUACGUACGCAUAUCGAAUCGCGCUCUUGAACUGGAUGACGAGUUCAAAAAAAUACAGAAACGUCUUAAGAAUCUGCGCGAAGCGGACCAGGCUGUUGUCAGCCCACCGAAAUGCGGCCAAAGGGAUAUUAAUUUAUUCAACAAGGCCAACAAAUGAUUUGUUUCAAUGCUUAAAACUUAUCCAGUUACGUAUUUCAGCAAGCGAGGCUACUAAAAGAAAGCAAAAAAAAAAAUUAAAAAUAAAAAAAAUUAUUGAAUAAAAAUCGACAAAACUUUGACA
Molecule: messenger RNA, 528 nt
Organism: Drosophila montana
Lineage: Eukaryota; Metazoa; Arthropoda; Insecta; Diptera; Drosophilidae
Exons: 2
Coding region: 94-405 (103 amino acids)
Source: RefSeq, a predicted model, not a curated record